AUGUCGAACCAACCAGAGAAAUCAGUUGAAGAAUCUUCAUCAAAACUACAAUCUGGUUUAAAGAAACUAUCACAAUGGGAAGGAGAAAUGAAUCAACUUGAAAUAAACUUAGAUAUUCAUAGAAUUAAAACUACUCAACCAUUAUAUAGUAAAAGAAGAGAAAUAUUAAAGGAAAUUGAUAAAUUUUGGUAUAUUGUAUUAGCAGAAAAUGAUGAUUUUACUGAUUAUAUAAGUCCAGAUGAUUUAAAAUAUUUAGAAUAUAUUGAUGAUUUAUAUAUAAAUUAUCCAAUAGCUAAUGAUUCUAUAAAAUCAAGAGAUAUUUCCAAAACUGGAGGUAUAUCGAAUGUAAAAGAUUUUGAUUUAACUAUUGGAUUUAAUGAAAAUCCAUAUAUCGCUAAACAAAGUAUUACAAAGAAAUUUUAUUUUGUUAUAGGAGAUGAUGGAAAUCCACUGAUAAGAUCAGAAUCAGUUUCAAUUCAAUGGCCGAAGGAAUUAGAAAAAUUUAAUCCACAAUUAAUUAAAGAAGAAUCAAAGGGUAAAAAUAUGACAUCAGAACAGAAAAAGAAUUAUAGAAUUGGUAUGAAAUCAUUUUUUAGCUUUUUUUCAUGGACUGGUUUAAAACCAGGUAAAGAAUUUAGAAAUGGUGAAGAUAUGGCAUGGCUGAUAGCAUUUGAUUUGUUUGUAAAUGCUGUGAAAUUUUACGUUGUUGCAUUGUCUAACAGUAAUGAUCAAGAUGAUGAUGAUGAUGAAGAAGAUAGCUCUGAGGGAGAAGAAUUAGAUUUAAGUGAUUUAGAACCAACUGAAAACAAUGACAAACGAACACUUCAAGAAGUAGAAGAGACAAAAGAUAAUAAAAAGCAAAAAAAAUCAUAA
Messenger RNA from Lodderomyces pseudojiufengensis, 873 nucleotides. RefSeq lists its product as uncharacterized. Gene Ontology annotation, cellular component: chromatin; nucleus. The record is from RefSeq and is a predicted model, not a curated record. Gene Ontology annotation, biological process: nucleosome assembly. NCBI's taxonomy places the organism in Eukaryota, Fungi, Ascomycota, Pichiomycetes, Serinales, Debaryomycetaceae. The transcript has a single exon. Bases 1 to 873 code for a protein of 290 amino acids. Gene Ontology annotation, molecular function: histone binding; chromatin binding.